GGAACGAGCAGGAGAGUUUGUUCCCGUGAACAGAGCUGAUCUGUGUUCAGAGCAUCGACGCCUCACACCAAACAGACGAGAACUCACAGACAGAGUGCAUGAUGGGACUGAAGACGCUGCUGCUCGUCUCUCUGCUCGGCGUUCUGGCGCUGGAGGUGGCGGGGGCCAGCGCCAGUUGCAUACCUGGAGGUCUGUGCCCCAGCAACAACAAUGACCCCAACCUCCAGAAGGCCCUCCUCGUCGCCACCAACUACUACAACACCCAAUCAAAAGACUCCUUCCUCUACAAAAUCUCCUCCAUCAAAAAGGCAGAGCGUCAGGUUGUUGCAGGGACUUUGUACAUCGUGGAUUUAGUGAUUUCCAGGACCGUCUGCCGUAAACCCCCCAGCGUCCAAGAUCUGUCCAAAUGCAACUUUCAGGCUCCUCGCAAGACGCUUCAGUGUCACGUUAAGGUUUUGGUGGUUCCCGGGCAGAAACAGACCAGGACUCUGGAGUUCAGCUGUAAAGCCUGAAACCAGCAGCUGCCUCCACCUUCAUCAGCCUCCUCAUCCCUGAUGGUGUAGUUACCUCCACCUGUCUGCUCCUCAAAUUUAUUGUAAAAUCUGCAAUAAUAAAAACACUACAAACCAAUGGUA
This is a messenger RNA of Micropterus salmoides (largemouth bass), 635 nucleotides long. RefSeq names its product cystatin-like. Lineage: Eukaryota; Metazoa; Chordata; Actinopteri; Centrarchiformes; Centrarchidae. Gene Ontology annotation, molecular function: cysteine-type endopeptidase inhibitor activity. Bases 99 to 512 code for a protein of 137 amino acids. The transcript has 4 exons. The record is from RefSeq and is a predicted model, not a curated record.